CCGCGCGACGCGCUCUGUCUGCGACGCCGGGACGCUGCGGGGUGCUGUGGGCGGAGUGCUUUUGAGGUCAUCUGCACCUUCUGACCGGGAAAGAUGGUCAACGUCUUGAAAGGAGUGCUUAUAGAAUGUGACCCUGCCAUGAAGCAGUUUCUGCUCUACUUGGACGAGUCCAAUGCCCUGGGGAAGAAGUUCAUCAUCCAGGACAUUGAUGACACGCAUGUCUUCGUAAUAGCGGAGCUGGUUAACAUCCUCCAGGAGCGAGUCGGAGAACUGAUGGACCAGAACGCUUUUUCUCUGACCCAGAAGUGAACGUGAUUCUCGGGCUGCAGGCGUGCGGCGGGAGAGAGCCCAGGCGGGCCUCCGAGGGGCGUGCUCGGAAGGGGCAGAGGAUCGUGGUUCAGGGAAAAAGGCCUGGAACAGA
Sorex fumeus (smoky shrew) is the source of this 421-nucleotide messenger RNA. RefSeq names its product general transcription factor IIH subunit 5 (gene GTF2H5). Gene Ontology annotation, cellular component: transcription factor TFIIH holo complex; transcription factor TFIIH core complex. The coding region runs from base 94 to 309 and encodes 71 amino acids. NCBI's taxonomy places the organism in Eukaryota, Metazoa, Chordata, Mammalia, Eulipotyphla, Soricidae. The record is from RefSeq and is a predicted model, not a curated record. The transcript is spliced from 3 exons. Gene Ontology annotation, biological process: nucleotide-excision repair, preincision complex assembly; transcription initiation at RNA polymerase II promoter; nucleotide-excision repair.